AUGGUGUUUUUUUGUCUUGCAGAUUUCAAGUAUCAUAAAGGAUCCGAUUCAGUGUUGGAAGUAAACAAACAAGAUUAUGAUUCAUGCAACACCAAGAAUCCAAUCCACGAGAGGGACAGUGGACAUUCAACUUUCCUAUUGGACAAAUCAGGUCCCUUUUACUUCAUCAGUGGAAAAGUUUCAAAUUGUCUAAAGGGCGAAAAGUUGCAUCUUGUUGUUUUGUCUCCACACCAUGGCAAAGGACAUCAAGGUCCAUCAUCAUCACCUUUCGUUGCACCGGUACACUCCCCAGCAACGUCUCCAGCAUGGAUUGCUCCGACACCAAGUGCUACUAGAUGGAAUGCUCCUUCACCAAGUGCUAUCGGUUGGAAUGCUCCAACACACUCCCCAUCACAAUCACCUGCUUGGAAGGCUCCUUCACCAAGUGCUACCAGCAAGACUGCUCCAACACAAUCACCGGUUUGGAAUGCUCCUUCACCAAGUGCUACCGGCUGGACUGCUCCCGCACACUCCCCAACACAAUCACCGACUUGGAGUGCUUCUUCACCAAGUGCUACCGGUUGGACUACUCCGACACACUCUCCAACACAAUCACCGGCUUGGCAUGCUCCUUCACCAAGUGCUACCGGUUGGACUGCUCCUGCACAUUCUCCAACAAAAUCAUCGGGUUGGAAUGCUCCGACACCAAGUGCUACCGGUUGGACUGCCCCUACACAUUCUCCAGCACAAUCAUCAGCUUGGAAUGCUCCGACACCAAGUCCUGCCAACAUACAUGCUCCGACUCCAAGUCCAACCGACGAAGAUGCUCCAAAACCAAGUGAUAUUGACAAUGACUCUCCAGCUCCAUCUCCUGGUCAUUCGGGUUCUAGGAGGUUGAGUGGUUUUGUUGGUGUGAGUGUUGUGGUGGCUUUGGUCUUAGGAAGCUUUGCUUUUUAGAAUGUUAAUUUUCGCGCAUCUACAAACAUUGUUGUUUUUUUUCCUUCUUGUUUUGUUGUUAAAUUUCGUCUUCUUCAGUUUUUUGUUUCAUAGUGUUGCUGGU
This is a messenger RNA of Medicago truncatula (barrel medic), 1039 nucleotides long. Its product is annotated as mucin-1. The coding region runs from base 1 to 936 and encodes 311 amino acids. The transcript has a single exon. The record is from RefSeq and is a predicted model, not a curated record. Gene Ontology annotation, molecular function: electron transfer activity. NCBI's taxonomy places the organism in Eukaryota, Viridiplantae, Streptophyta, Magnoliopsida, Fabales, Fabaceae. Gene Ontology annotation, cellular component: plasma membrane.